CUAAAGGCAUGUUGUCCAAGCUAGUAUUCCUUCUGACUCUCCUAAUCAGCUUAGUAGCCUCCGAAGAUACCAACUUCACCUACCUCGGGUUUCAAUCGGCAAAUCUAAGCCUUGACGGCAUAGCCGAGAUCACUUCUACUGGCCUUUUGAAGCUCACUAAUGAAACCAAACAGCAAAAGGGUCUUGCUUUCUUCCCCAAUCCAAUAACUUUCAAGAACUCGUCGAAUGGCCCCGUUUCCUCCUUCUCCACGACCUUUGUAUUUGCUAUCUUUCCUGAAUAUCCCACUUUGAGCGGUCAUGGAAUUGCUUUCGUGAUGGCUCCCACAAGAGGGCUCCCAGGAGCUCUGCCAAGCCAGUGGUUUGGCCUAUUCAAUCGUAGCAACAAUGGUAAUGCCACCAAUCAUGUUGUCGCCAUAGAGCUCGAUACCCUCCGGAACAGCGAGUUUGGUGACAUCAAUGAUAACCAUGUUGGAAUUGAUAUUAAUGGGUUGAAGUCCGAGAAAUCAAUUGCCGCAGGAUAUUAUGCUGAUAACAACGGUGGGUUUACGAACCUGACUCUUAUCAGCGGCCGCCAAAUGCAAGUUUGGGUGGAAUAUGACGGUGUCGAGAAGAAAAUCGAGGUCACUUUGGCUCCAAUUAAUGUCGGGAAACCCAAAACUCCGCUCUUGUCUUUGUCCUAUGAUAUUUCACCCGUCAUUGAAGACAACAUGUAUGUUGGCUUCGCGUCCUCAACUGGCUCAAUUCUAACAACCCAUUAUGUUUUGGGUUGGAGCUUUAAGGUGAACGGCCUGGCUCCAGAGCUUGUUCUCUCUCAACUUCCCAAGCUGCCUCGUAUAGGAGGUAAACCCAAAUCUAAAUUUUUAACAAUUGGGUUGCCUGUGAUUAUUGUUAGUGUAGUCUCGGUAGCAAUUUCAGCUUUAGUUUAUGUCAUAAGAAGGAAGAGGAAGUUUGAAGAAUUGCUAGAAGACUGGGAGCUUCAAUAUGGGCCUCACAGAUUCAAAUACAAAGAUCUUUAUAUUGCCACAAAAGGAUUUAGAGAGAAAGAGCUGUUGGGCACUGGUGGAUUUGGUAGGGUGUAUAGAGGUAUACUACCUACCUCAAAAAUUGAGAUUGCAGUGAAGAAGGUCUCCCAUGAAUCAAGGCAGGGAAUGAAACAAUUUGUUGCAGAAAUUGUAAGCAUUGGUCGGCUUCGUCACAGGAAUUUAGUUCCACUCUUGGGGUAUUGCCGGCGCAAAGGAGAGCUGUUUUUGGUGUAUGAUUACAUGCCUAACCGCAGCCUAGACAAGUACCUCUUCGACCAACCUAAGGUUACCCUGAGCUGGAGCCAAAGAUUUCGAGUAAUCAAAGGUGUGGCAUCGGGGCUGUUUUAUCUACACGAAGAAUGGGAGCAAGUUGUUAUUCAUAGAGAUGUAAAGGCUAGUAAUGUCUUGCUAGAUGGUGAAUUGAAUGCCAAAUUAGGAGACUUCGGUCUUGCAAGAUUAUAUGACCGUGGAACUGCUCCUCAAACUACCCAUAUGGUUGGAACUCUUGGGUAUCUUGCGCCGGAGCAUAGUCGAAGUGGCAAGGCCACGCCAGGCACCGAUGUGUUUGCUUUCGGGGCAUUUUUGCUUGAAGUUGCUUGUGGAAGGAGACCAAUAGAGCCUAGGGGAGCAACAGAUGAUGUCCUUUUGCUUGAUUGGGUGUUUUCUCAUUGGAACCGAGGCGAAAUUCUUGAGGCAAGAGAUGUGAGUUUGGGUGCAGAUUAUGUAGCGGAGGAAGUAGAACUGGUUUUGAAACUUGGGUUGCUCUGCUCUCAUUCAGAGCCUGCGGCUAGGCCAAGUAUGCGCCAAGUUGUGAAGUUCUUGGAGGGUGAUUUCCCUCUUCCAGAGCUAUCAUCGCUUGGCCUUUGUGCUAGGGGCCUAACAUUUGCGCAUAAUAAGGGAGGUAGUUUCAGUGAUUUUGCCAUGUCUUAUCCGUCUUCAAGGGACAGGUUCUCGCAGUCAUCUUUUGCUGCAGAGUCGCUUCUUUCUGGAGGUCGCUGAUUCUAAAAUCUUUUGUUUGAGUUUGUUAGUAGUGUGUGAGCUUUUGAGUAAUGAUCUUUGAUAGGAUUUCAGAUUUGCAGUAAAGUAGUAGAUAGUUUGUUUUAUGGCACUGCAGUAUGAAAAAUGCUUACAUUUGUUGAUGUGCAAACAAGAACAAGAUGAGCUCUCUCGCUCAAUGGGGCCUUCUGAGAUCAUAUAUUUUGCAACUUUUCAUGCUCCACAAUAAUUGAGCAGU
This is a messenger RNA of Corylus avellana, 2256 nucleotides long. The record is from RefSeq and is a predicted model, not a curated record. Lineage: Eukaryota; Viridiplantae; Streptophyta; Magnoliopsida; Fagales; Betulaceae.